Messenger RNA from Oldenlandia corymbosa var. corymbosa, 2296 nucleotides. The record is from the annotation of a GenBank genome assembly. NCBI's taxonomy places the organism in Eukaryota, Viridiplantae, Streptophyta, Magnoliopsida, Gentianales, Rubiaceae.
CACAAACAAAAGCCACACAAUUAAGGCCCCACGGUCCCAACACGGAUGCCAGAGAAAUGAAAAAAAAGAAACUUGAUUGCCCGCCUCCCUCAAUCAUAUCAUAUUUAAGGCAACCUUUCUGUCUUCCGAGUUCGAUCAUUCUUUCACAAAAUCAUUCAUCCUUUAAAACUUUACCCCUUUUCUUCUGUAUCCCUUUUCUCCUUUCUUGGUUAAAUUUCUAUCUGGGGGCAUGUUUUGGUUGGGUUUCAGAUCAAAUAUCGGUUACGAGACUCAACCAAACAUGUAAAUAGAAAAAAAAAAAAAAAAAACCCUCAUUUGGGAUUUUUGCCGUUUUGAUGAUUUGGAGAGAGGGGACAAGCCAAAAAAUCAUGGAAUUUGCUAGGAUCAGGCAAUUGAUGCUUCUUUGGUCAAGUAUUACAACUACCCGUGUGGCCCUCGUGGGUGGAAACCAUACCGCUGCCAGAUUUUGCACCCGCUAAGUUCAUGUUUCUUUGCUUCCCCUGUUGGCUUUAUUCUAUCCCCCUUUUCUUCUUUGUUAUCUUAUAACAAUCAGUGAUUUGAUAUCGAAAUUCUUGAAUUUGGGUGUUUUGCCAUACCUGAAACUGAAAAGUUGGCAUCUUGACGCAUCUGAUCGCGUUGGUGAAUGUGCAUUUGAGGCUUUAGCAAAUCGGAAAAGAAUUUGCUGAAAAAGAUCGCAUUUUUAUUGAUAAUGAGCAUGGAAAUGGCUCAAAAGUUUAGAGCCUUUGAUGGGAUCAAGGCUCAGGUGCUGAAUAGUGGUGGGGUUGGGUUGCAUUCCAAUACCCUUUUGGUUAUUAAGCUGCCUGAUUCCCGGGUUUUGCAGAUCAUUUCGAGAUCGCUGUUUUUGGCAAUCAUUUUGCUCACAUUGCCUUCAAUUGGUUCUAUUCUGAGAGGUUCUUUGAGUCCUGGCUUGGACUCUGAUUUGGAUAGUUUCAAGACUUUGCCUAUUCUGUUUCGUGAUUUGGCCGAUGAAGGCCUCCUGAGGAAGGGUCAUAAGGGCCUGAUUGUUAGUUCUAGUCCUGAGAUUAUUGAGUUCGUGAAAGAUCUGGAGUUUCUGAGGGAGAAGGAAAACCACAACAAUGUGGUCAUCAAAACAAACAUUGGGAACAAUAACUUGAUUAUUCCUGAUGAGACAUUUGAUUUUGUUUUCACCCUGAGUUUAAAGAGCACUGAAUAUGCUGAUCGCGUGCUUAAGCACGGUGGCAUUGUCAUCACACAGUUGAGCAAUGAUCCUUCAAGAGUCCUACAACGACAUCAGAAUCACCGCAUUGUGUAUUUACGACGAUUUGAUAACACGUUUGUGGCGAUGAGGAAAGUUAGCAACAAAGAUGGCUUGAGCAAUUCUGCUACAAAAGCUACACCUUGUGGGAUCACUGGAGAGGAUAGGAAACUAGCAUUGCAGGGAUUAGAGGAUGCAUUGUUAGAGCCGCCUAGAAGGACAUUGCUGAAGUCCCCGGGGAGUGGAAUUAGUGAAAUGAAAUUUCUUCCAGAUUUACUCGGGGACUCCUUGAAAAGUUACAAGCGUAGAAUAUUGAUUUCUGAUGAGAAAAAUGGUGCAGUUGAGGAAUGGUUUUACAAAAACUACCCCACCCGGAACCAGUAUUUCGAGACGUUCAAUCUAGAUGUAAAUGUUGAAACACAAGGUUCAGAGAAAUCAUCAUUGUCAUUGAGAAUCAGGUUACCUAAACCAGUUGGUGUUUCAGAUUGGUUGAGAAAUAAUGUGAAGCGGGAAGAUUUUGUAGUGAUGAAGGCGGAGGCACAAGUGGUUGAUGAGAUGAUAAAGGAUAAAACAAUCUGCUUGGUGGACGAGUUGUUUUUGGAGUGCAAGAACGAGUUUCAAGAUGAAGAUCCAUCUGAAGCUGGAAAUGAUGGCAAGAGGGCUUAUUGGCAGUGUUUAACUCUGUAUGGAGGCUUAAGAGAUCAGGGUGUUGCAGUUCAUCAAUGGUGGAACUGAUUUACCAUUGCUUCUGCUGAUGGCUUCUGAUUGAUUCAUUUGAAGCUUUUGAUGUAUUCUAUGAUUAAUAAUAUGAUGGCCUCCAAGUUUAGGGGUCAUUUUGUUAAUGGAUUCAUAAUGUAGUAUACUUCUUUUGGAGUCGGUAAGCUCCGAUUUGUUUGGCCACUUAGGUUUCCUCUGUUCCUCAGUGUUAUUCGUUUGAGAUCUGAACAAUUCGCUUAUUGUUGGGGUUGCAGUAUAGUUAAAAUUGAUGCUGCCUAGUUUGAUUUAUUGGUACCCUCGCAAAUCGCAAUGCAAAAUAAUACCUCCUAAAACCAUUUGCCU